Entelurus aequoreus (snake pipefish) is the source of this 8005-nucleotide messenger RNA. RefSeq lists its product as uncharacterized. The record is from RefSeq and is a predicted model, not a curated record. The transcript has 2 exons. The coding region runs from base 321 to 1856 and encodes 511 amino acids. NCBI's taxonomy places the organism in Eukaryota, Metazoa, Chordata, Actinopteri, Syngnathiformes, Syngnathidae.
GUAGAGAACAGUUGAGAGCAGAUGUCAAACAAACAGGACGUACUGCAGGCUUUAAGCUUUCUUUUCGACUUUGAAGACUUUGAAGGUCUAAACCUGUACGGACUGUUGCUGCAGCAGCAUGCGCUGAGGCUGAAGUCUUGGAAGCCUAUGAGGAUGAAGUUGGAGAGCCUUCAAGGCAAAGUGUAACAGGUCUGGCUCCCUAUUCCUCACAGCAACGCACUAGGGAAUAUGUGCAACAACAUUCUGUGGAUCAUGGUCAGCAACAACUCCGGCGGCAUCCAAUACAAAAAGCCCUUCAUUCACCAGAGCGCCAGCAGUACAUGGACCACGGUGAUUACGUCUUAUCGCCAAAGUGCCAGCAAUACAUGGACAACGGUGAUAUGGAAAUACACGGUAUGGAUGUAAGCAGUUGUUCAGAAAAAAGCAACUCUUUUCAUUUUUUGCACAAAUGGCAAGACGAACGCCAGAGCAGACCCACCACCCACAGCCGACAACGCCGUGGAAGUCCUGUGAAAUUCCCUCAAGAAAGAUAUUUCACACACCAACUUCACUUCGCACGCCACCGAGACCAGCAGCCUAGCCACCAAGGUGCAUUUAACUACAUGCCCCCAUGUGAUCAAUCAAACUUAGAACAAUACCUCAUUCGCAAAGAAAUAAUUAGCACUGGUCUCCUGAUGUUUGAUGAUAGACCUGAGAACUACUGGGCAUGGAAGGCUUCCUUUAUCAAUGCCACUGGCAGCUUGAACCUCACCUACAGCCAGGAGUUAGAUUUAAUGUCCAAGUGGCUGGGACCAAAGUCUGCAGAGUUGGCCAAACAAAUCUGUUCAGCCCACAUCCAUGAAGCUAAAGAAGGACUCUUUAUGUUGUGGAAGAGGCUGGAGGAAUGCUAUGGGUCAGCUGAAAUCAUUGAAGAUGAUAUGUUGAAGAGGUUAGAGGAAUUUCCAAGGAUUGCAAAUAAGGACAACCAAAAAUUACAGGAACUAGGAGAUCUAUUGCUAGAGCUGGAAGCAGCAAGAAGAGAUGGAUUCCUACCUGGACUUUCUUACCUCAACACUCCCCGGGGAGUCACUCCUAUAGCGCAGAAGCUCCCGAUAUACCUUCAGGAGAAGUGGAUCUCAGUUGGCUCGAAAUAUAAGGACGACUUUCAAGUUCGAUAUCCUCCUUUUCACGUCUUUGUACAGUUUAUUCAAGACCAAGCAAAGAUACGAAAUGACCCCAGCUUUUCUGAGCUUGGUGGUGGUUCAAACAGGACAGAUAAACUACAGAAAGAAAUCAAACAAUCUGUGUUCACCAGGAAAACUGAUGUGUCCAAAGCAGAUGCAGGCAAGCAAAACAAGGAGGAGAAAAGGGUUGAAGAUCCAGACAGAGUGUGUCCUUUACAUAAUAAGCCCCAUCCCCUAAGAAAAUGUUAUGGCUUCCGCAACAAGAGUUUAGAGGAGCGGAUAGCCUACCUCAAAGAGAAACACAUCUGUUUCAAGUGUUGCGCCUCAACAAGACACUUUGCCAAGGACUGUGAUAAAACUGUGCAGUGCAAAGAGUGUGACAGUAGUAGGCAGAGGUGGGACCAAGUCAUUGUUUUGCAAGUCACAAGUAAGUCUCAAGUCUUUGCCCUCAAGUCUCGAGUCAAGUCCCGAGUCAAGACAGGCAAGUCCCAAGUCAAGUCCAAAGUCAAGACUGGAAAGUCUCAAGUCAAGUCCCAAGUCCAGCAUUUUAAGUUUCGAGUCCUUUCAAGUCCUUUUAACCACAGACUAAUAUAUUUACACAGAUUGUGUAUGCUUUUAAAACGCUGUAUUUAUUUAUUAAAACAAGUGCAUUUAAAAUUGCAGGGACUGUAUAUCACUUGCAGACUGUAUUGAUAUAUAUUGAUAUAUAAUGUAGGAACCAAAAAUAUUAAUAACAGAAAGAAACAACCCCAUUUGUGCGAAUGAGUGUAAAUGGGGGAGGGCGGUUUUUUGGGUUGGUGCACUAAUUGUAAGUGUAUCUUGUGUUUUUUAUGUUGAUUUAAUUUUAAAAAAAAAUAGUAAUAAUAAUUUUUUGUAUUUUUUUAUUUCUUGUGCGGCCAAUCGAUCCACGGACCGGUACCGGACCGCGGCCCGGUGGUUGGGGACCACUGUGUUAAAGUAUUUGGCAGAAGCUUUUAUCCAAAGCGACAUACAUAAAAAAUACAUAUAAAACAAUCACUGUAAACAUGAUCAUUUAAGGGAAGAAUGUAAUACAAAAUAUCAAUACAAAGUGUCAAGACAGAAUAAACUCUCUGCUGCUGCAGCAACAGAGAUACAGUCUAUAGGUCCCUAAGAUAUAUAGAUAUCUAUACAUUGUUUAUGUAGAAUAUACGCAUGUUUAUAUAACCUAAUCAUAUUGUUUCUUGAAUUUAAAAAUAGAUGACCGUUUUUCCCGCAUCUCUGGGAUUAUACUCCCAGUUUUGAUCUCGGACGUCUGGUCAUUUAUAGCAUAUAAGAAUAUUUUAUUACUGUUAAACAAACUAUUAAUAAUAAAACACCCCAAAACAUGUGUCCUUUAUCAUAGCUACACGUAUGACAAAAAAGCGCGUGAAAAUGACUGGUAUUCAGUGAGGUAAAAUUAAUUAAAUGCGCUGACAGUUCAUUGCUCCUGCCAAAUGAAUUGCACUGAGUGGAGCGGAUCACCACUUCCAAGAUGGUAGCCCGCGUCUCGUCUGCGCCAGUAGGCAGUAGCGCUCCAUGCUGCGUCUACUUAUAAGAUGUCUAUGGUUAUAGUGUUAGCAGUGAGUUUACAGCCUCACUGAUUUAACAACACAGCAAAUAAAAGUCACGUUACUUAGCCAAUAAACGUUAGCUUACAUUCAAAACUUACCGUUCUGUUUGCAACUUCAAAUGUCGAACGAAGUUGGAAGUUGUUGCAAUUCGUUUUUUGUUGACCAAGUCGUAGUUUUAAUACCCGAACGAAACUAUCUUUGACGUAAUUUUUCCUCACUGGCGCGUUGUUUGAGAGCUAUUCUUCGUUGGUUGUUCUGCAAUUUGAUUGGAUGAAUGCCGUGGGAUGAAAACAAUGUGGAUCUAAUUUGAUUGGCUGUUGUACUGACAGACACACACGCUGAGAGAGCGCACACUCCCUGACAGACACACACACCGACACACGUACACUUUGGAAGAUACGGAGCGCUCCCGAAUAACUUUUUAAUCGUUGGGUUUUGGGGAAAGUAGCAAGUCAUGUCAAGUCAAAAGGCUCAAGUCCAAGUGAAGUCACAAGUCAUUGAUGUUAAAGUCCAAGUCGAGUUGCAAGUCUCUUUACAUUUUGUCAAGUCGAGUCUAAAGUCAUCAAAUUCAUGACUCGAGUCUGACUCGAGUCCAAGUCAUGUGACUCGAGUCCACACCUCUGGUAGUAGGCACCCAACUGCUUUACACCCUGGCCCAGCAGUAAGAAAACCAGAGAGCUCUGCUGUCAUCAAAGAUCAAGGCGGGGAGCGAGAAGAGAAAGAGCCUCCAGAGGUCAAGUCAAAAUGCACGGAGGUGUGCGGGAAGGCAGUUGGCGCCCGAUCAUGCUCCAAAAUAUGCUUGGUCCGUGUAUACCCUGCAAGUCAACGAGAGAAAGCUGUUAAAGCAUAUGCUGUCCUCGAUGAGCAGAGUAACAGGUCGCUGGCCAAGAGUGAGCUAUUUGACCUGUUUGGCAUUGGAUCAGGUGCCACUCCUUACACCCUUAAAACAUGUGCAGGGGUUAUGGAAACAUCAGGAAGACGCGCAAAUAAUCUUAUUGUAGAGUCAAUAGAUGGCAGUGUACAGACCCCACUGCCAACAUUAAUUGAGUGUGAUAUGAUGCCCGAUGACCGUGCAGAGAUCCCGUCAGCAGAAAUAGCACAUCAUUAUCCGCACCUCAAGCCAGUGGUAGAUAAAAUACCAGCUAUUGAUCCUGACGCAGAUAUUGUCAUGCUUCUCGGCAGAGACAUCCUACGUGUACACAAAGUACGUAGACAGUACAAUGGACCCAACAAUGCACCAUAUGCUCAGAAAUUGGACCUCGGCUGGGUCAUUGUCGGAGACGUAUGUCUAAAGGGAGUCCACAAGCCAAGCAGCAUUAAUGUCUAUAGGACCAAUGUCCUACCUAAUGGACGGACGUCGUUCCUGAGUCCAUGUACAAGUGUUAUUCAUGUGAAAGAAAAGUUUGACAAGAACACACCAAGGUCACGUAAAGAGACAGGUCUCCUGGAAGAUGACACUGAUGAACUUGGAAGCAACAUAUUUGAGAGGACAAAGGAGGAUGAAAAAAUAGCAUGGUCUAUUGAUGACAAAGCCUUCCUUGAGAUCAUGGACAACAAUGUCUACAUGAAUGAUGCUAACACCUGGGUAGCACCCUUACCAUUCCGUUUCCCAAGACAACGUCUGCCGAACAAUAGAGAGCAAGCGGAAAAACGACUGUCAUCUCUAUGUCGCACACUGGAAAGAAAGCCAGUUAUGAAAGAACAAUACACAAGAGUUCAUGCAGAAAAUCUUUGAGUCAGGACAAGCAGAGCUAGCUCCACCAUUGAAGGAGAAGCAAGAGUGCUGGUACUUACCAACCUUUGGUGUCUAUCACCCUCAAAAGCUGGAUCAAAUACGCGUGGUGUUUGAUUCUAGUGCUAAACACGGAGGCAUUUCCCUCAACGAUGCCCUCUUGAAAGGACCAGACCUGAAUAAUACCCUUCUUGGAGUCCUUAUUCGCUUCCGCAGAGAGCCGGUUGCAGUGUCCACCGACAUACAGCAGAUGUUUUACUGUUUCACAGUCUGGAAAGAACACAGUGACUUUCUAAGAUUCUUGUGGUUCGAAGACAACGACUUCACAAAACCAGUGACUGAAUACCGAAUGACGGUGCAUGUGUUCGGUAACAGCCCUUCGCCAGCUGUGGCCAUUUAUGGCUUGAGAAGGGCAGCUGAAGAGGGAGAGAGAGAACAUGGUACAGAUGCCAAGCAGUUCAUAAUGAGGAACUUCUAUGUAGAUGAUGGGCUUGCAUCAUUAUCCAAUGCUGAGGAAACCAUCACCGUACUGUCAAAUGCAAGGGAGAUGUUGGCAGAGUCAAGCAUCAGGCUACAUAAGAUAGCAUCUAACAGCAACACUGUUUUGGAUGCUUUCCCCCCAGAAGACCUUGCCAAAGGCCUUAAGGAUCUCGACCUGACAUCUGAUCCACUACCACUCCAACGCAGUUUAGGCCUCAGAUGGGACCUUCAAACAGACAGUUUCUCCUUCUGUGUGUCUGACAAAGAAAAGCCAUUUACAAGAAGGGGAAUCCUUUCAGUGGUCAACAGUCUCUAUGAUCCCUUGGGGUUCGUGGCACCUGUCACAGUUCAGGGCAAGGCUCUCGUGAGAGAUGUCUCCACAGAAGAGUAUGAUUGGGACACUCCGCUACCAGAAGACAAAGCAACCCAGUGGAAUGACUGGAAAGAUUCCCUGAAGGAACUUAUGCAGCUCCAGAUCCAGAGAACCUACAUCUCUGUUUCUCUGCUCGCCACAGUAUACAGAGAGAUUUGUGUGUUCUCAGAUGCAUCAACUAUGGCUAUAUCAGCUGUAGCAUACCUCAGGGCAAUCGAUACAGAAGGACACAGCCAUGUCGGGUUUAUCAUGGGGAAAUCCAAGCUGGCUCCACGUCCUGCUCACACUGUCCCUCGUUUGGAAUUGUGUGCAGACGUCUUGGCAGUGGAAAUUGCAGAGACGAUUAUGAAUGACAUCGAUGUAGAGAUUCACAAAGUCAAGUUCUACAGACAGCAAGAUCGUACUGGGCUACAUACAUAAUGCGUCCAUAAACUUCUAUGUCUAUGUGGCAAACAGAGUGACAAGAAUAAGAAGGUCCUCUACCCCAGAGCAAUGGCACUACAUCAACACCAAACUUAAUCCUGCAGAUCACGGAUCUAGGUCUGUCUCAGCGGCUCUCCUACCAGAUACCAACUGGCUGACAGGUGCAGCUUUUCUAAGAAAUCCAGAAGUAGAUGAAGUUCCACAGCCAGAGGCAUUUAACCUUCUGCAUCCUGAGACUGAUGUAGAAGUUCGCCCUCAAGUUUCAACCUAUGCUACGAAAGCCACAAGUGGACUUAUUGGCUCUCACCGGUUUGAAAGAUUCUCCAGCUGGAAAUCUCUUACUCGAGCAAUAGCCAAGCUUGUCCAAAAGGCUAGAGUCUUCUGGAAAACUUCAGACGGUACCCAGAGAAAAGAUGAACUCCGUCAAGCAAGACUGGUCAUAUUGAAAACAACACAACAAGAUGUGUACAAAGAGGAAAUUAAAAGCCUAGCAAAGGGUGAAGAGUUGUCUCGACACAGUCCGCUCAAGAGUUUGGAUCCCAUCUUUGACGAUGAAGGAUUGCUGAGAGUCGGAGGUCGGAAUUCAGCAGCAGACUUGACCUGGGAAGAAAAGCAUCCGAUCAUUCUUCCAAAAGACAAUCACAUAUCUACCUUGUUGGUACGAUACUACCACGAACAAGUGGCCCAUCAAGGCAGACACUUCACUGAAGGCGCAGUUCGGACAGCUGGACUGUGGAUAACAGGAAGUAAGAGACUUGUGUCAAGUGUGAUAAACAAAUGUGUCACCUGCAAAAGAAUGAGAGGAAAGCUCGAAGAACAGAAAAUGUCUAACUUACCUGCGGAUAGACUUACCUUGAAUCCUCCUUUCACGAACGUAGGACUGGACGUCUUUGGGCUUUGGACCAUCUCAGCGCGCAGGACAAGAGGUGGAUAUGCAGAGAAUAAACGCUGGGCAGUCAUGUUCACCUGUCUAAAUACACGAGCGGUACACAUCGAGCUCAUAGAGACAAUGUCAACCUCCAGUUUCAUUAAUGCCUUAAGGAGAUUCACCACCAUCAGAGGGCCUGUGAGACUCCUGCGUUCCGAUCAAGGCACAAACUUUAUUGGAGAUUGCAGAGAACUGCAAAUAAACUCUGAAGACCCGGAGUUGAAAGCUCACUUGCAGGACAAAGGCUGUACCUAGAUAUUCAAUCCGCCACAUUCCUCUCAUAUGGGAGGUGUGUGGGAAAGGAUGAUCGGCAUUGCACGCCGCAUUUUGGAUGCUAUGUUGCUUAAGGACAACUGUCGCCUCUCCCACGAGGUACUUGUGACACUCAUGAGUGAAAUCAUGGCAAUCAUGAAUGCAAGGCCUCUAGUUCCAGUAUCGUCUGAUCCUAACAUGCCAGCAGUUCUCACGCCCGCAAUGUUGCUUACUCAAAAGACUGAUCCAGUAUCUGCUCCUCUAGGGAACAUGGAUCUGAAAGAUCUCUAUAACAAGCAAUGAAGGCAAGUUCAAAGUCUAGCCGAAACUUUCUGGAAACGUUGGAGACAAGAGUACUUGGCGACCCUUCAGCCACGCAGGAAGUGGAAGUCAGAAAGACCAAACUUGCAAGUAGGCGAUGUGGUACUCCUCAAAGACACUCAAGUAAAGAGGAAUGAGUGGCCCACCGGCAUCAUUGAGGAAACCUUCCCCAGCCGUGACGGAAUGAUUCGAAAAGUGAAUGUGAAGAUCAUCAAACAGGGUACCCCUAAGGUUUAUUCCAGACCCGUUUCAGAGGUCGUACUGCUCCUCAGUAAAAAGACAUAGUGGUAUCUUAAAAUACCAGACGGGGAGUGUUAUGCCCCACAAUGUUAUUUUCUAAGACACCUAGUGGUGGAAAUCAGUUUUGCAGUUUGUGUUCUAUUUUGACCCUCCUUUUUUGCCGUAGUCAGCUUAGUGAGGGUGUGUUUCAGAGAGCAGUAGAGAACAGUUGAGAGCAGAUGUCAAACAAACAGGACGUACUGCAGGCUUUAAGCUUUCUUUUUGACUUUGAAGACUUUGAAGGUCUAAACCUGUAAGUUUAUAUGAAUGUAACAUGCAUAUGUAUAUUGUGACACAUUAUUUGUGCAUUUUUAGUUUAAGACUGCUUUAGUAAGAUAUUUGUGCCCGUUGUUGAAAGCUAAUUACUGGCAGCAUUUUGUUGGUUUGGAUGAUACGUAAACAUGUAUGUUGUAUAUAGACGUAUGCUGAAUGUAAAAUGUUUGUUUAUGUGUUUUUGUUCAGUUUUACAAAAUAUACGAUUGA